Molecule: messenger RNA, 302 nt
Organism: Cuscuta europaea
Lineage: Eukaryota; Viridiplantae; Streptophyta; Magnoliopsida; Solanales; Convolvulaceae
Source: the annotation of a GenBank genome assembly
UGUGUAUCCGAGAAUACCUGUACGUAAUGGUAGAAGGAUAGAUUUACCAUUGUUUAACGGGGAAGGAGCCUAUAACUGGAUUAUUAGAAUGGAAAGGUAUUUCCGAUUGAACAAUAUUGAUGAUGAUGAAAAGGUUGAGGCAUCUAUGGUCGCUAUGGAGGAUAGAGCCUUAAAUUGGUUCCACUUGUGGGAAAAUCAGACUGAAGAAACGAGCUGGGAGGCAUUGAAGAAAUCUAUUAUCCGUAGAUUUCAACCGGAGAUAAUUCAGAACCCUUACGGACCUAUUCUGAGCCUGAAACAAA